This is a messenger RNA of Paramecium sonneborni, 2338 nucleotides long. Lineage: Eukaryota; Ciliophora; Oligohymenophorea; Peniculida; Parameciidae. The record is from the annotation of a GenBank genome assembly.
AUGGAAUUACAAAAUUAAUUACGAUCUUACUUGAGCUCAUAUGAAGCAUAUCCUUAUGUUAGAGAUUUAAAGUUAAGAGUGCUUUACGGUGAUAAGUAAGAAUAGAUAGUAAAAUAAGAUAACUUAUCAAAUUAGUUCAAUAAUGUUUGGCCUGUUUCUUAGUUGACAGUGAAGAAUCACCUAUUUUAAGAUUAUUAGCAUUAAAAGUAAUAAAAUUAAGUAAUCUUUAUAAUAGUUGAAUAAAGAAUUAUCUGAAACAUUUAAUGAAGAUUACAUUCAUUUGAUGUAAAAGAUUGUUCUCCCAAAAAUGGAAUAGAUUGCUCUAUUUGAAAUAGAUUCAAAAGACUAUGAUAGAGGCAAACUGUAUUUUUUAAGAAAUCAGAAACCGCAUUAAGGUAUGUAGAGUACAAAAGUAGUUAAGGUAACAAAGAGUUGCAGACAUUAGGAGUUUAAUUUUUGAGAGUAACUUUAGAAUGUAUAAGGAUUUGGGGAAGAUGGUUUCCUUUAGAUAAAAUUCAUCAUAGAUUAAGUUUAUAUCGUGUAGCAUACGAGAGAUUAUACAAUUUAGGCGUAUUAUUUCCAGAAAUUUAAUAUUUUGACCUUAAUUAAGUUCAUUUAAAUUUGCCUUUUACUUUUCCACCUUUAUCAAUGAUGAUGCAAUUAAAGAGUUUUUUAAGUGAACAUUCUAGAGCCAGUACAAAAGAAAUCUGCAAAUAUUUAGAGUCUAAUCUUCCUCAAGAAUAUCAUCAGACUUAAUAUUCAUCCUAUGCUGAAUUAUUUUAAACUAUUGUCAAAAAACAUAUUAUCAAAAAACAUAAAUAAGCUAGACUAGCUAAUUUAUUUCUUGAACGUGAUCCACAAUUUUAAGAAAUUUAAGAAAUUGAAGAACAUGAAGAAUGGACGUAAUUGUAAAGAUUGCAAAUUGAAAAUCAGCAACUUUCUUAUCUUAAUAAUAUGCAUUAAUAAAAAAUGCAAGAGUUAUAAAAAUAAAUUAUUGAAACUCAAAACAAAAAUUUAUUGUUAUCAUAAUAUUUUUAAGAAAGAUAAUUAUUAAUAGAGCGAUAUGAAACUAAUUUCAAAUUAUUGGAAAAGAAAUAUGAUAAAUUAUAAUAGGAUUAAAAAAAUAAUACUUCGUAAAAUCCAUACAUUCUUGCCUAAUAUGAAAAAAAUGUAAUUAUUACUAUUCCUUUAUUAGAUAGCUGAAUUUCAUAUAUAAUAUGGAAUUUCUUAUUCUGAUAUUUAAUGUCACAAAUUAAGAUCUGAAAAUAAGUAUCUAUAAAAACAAUUGGAUGAAUCUGAUUGUAUGUAGAAUAAAAUUAACCAUGAUAAAGAUGUGUUAUUAACUGAAAAUAAAUUAUUAUCAACAAGAAUUUCUCAACUUUCUCAAAAAAUUACAAAAGGAACAAAGGUAGAAAAAGAAGACUUAAAGACUUAAGAAGAAUUUAAAUUAUACAAAUAAAAAUCAAAUUUAGUUUAAUAUGAAUAAGUUAUGAUUUGUUAAAAAUAGUAAAUUACUUAAUUAAAAGAAGAAUUAAUAAAAAUGAGCGAUAAAAAAUAUAGUGUUUAAAAUUAGACUUAAAGAGUGAAUACUAAUAAAUAUGAUAAUAAGAAAUCUAUUCAUAGAUAAUCUAAAAUAAUCAUGCCACCAAUACUUGAAUAUGAUCCAACAAUAUUUUCAAUUAAUCCUAAUAUUUUUAACACUAGAUUUAGAUAAGCCUGCUUUACUUCUAAAGCUAUAAUUCAUUAAGAUGAUCUAAUUUAAAUAACAACUCAUACGUUAUUAAAAAAUAAGAAAUUAUUCAUUACAUUAUCCAUUGAGAACAAAUCAAAUAUUAAGCUUUCUGGCUUCAAAUUAUAAUUACAUGAAGUAGAAUAAUUAAUGAUUUAUGUAUAAGAAGAAAUUAAAAAUGAUUUAAACCCAGGUGAUAUUUAGAAAUUUAAGUUAGAAAUUUCUAUUAAAGAAAUACCAUAUAUUUUAUAAGAGGCAUAAAUUUCUUUCUCAAAUAAAAAUGUAUCACUUGGAAUUCCUUGUACUAUCAAUAAAUUUCUAACUUUUAAAUCAUGUCAACAAAUACCAUAAUCAUUUUUUUAUUAAUGUAAACCAUUUCUUACAGGUUCCUAAAAUUCAAUACCUAAUUUAUUGCCUGAAUUUGAAAUAAUUAGUUAAUCUGAUACAGAAAUAAUUGUUUUAGCUUAAGCAGAUUUUGAUGAAGAAUUAUUUGAGAUUAUGAUUACCUGUAGAAAAAGUUUGAUGCAAAUUAAAAUAAAUGGUGUUUAAAAUGAUAAACUUGUUAAAACUAUUAUUUCCACUCUCUAGGGACUAUUUUUAAAAAGAUGA